AUGAACGAUAUAACAAUCGAUUUCCCACCAAGCACUCUUUCAUCUAAAUUAAGCAGUAAAUUACUCAAAAAGCCUCCAAGCCCAGUUGACUGGAUACAGCAAUCCUACAUGGAAAUGAUUCAAGACGCAUCUUUUGCUACAGGAUAUCACCAUGAAUCAUUGAUGAACAAGAAUAGUUUGGAUUUAUUAGUCAAUCUAAAGCACAUUCCUUACAUGUCACACAAUAAGAUGAACAACGAUAAUAAAAAAUUGAAUACAUGUAUUAAUAAUAACAACCCCACCCAUCAUACACAGCAGCCAGACUUUCAAUGCGAAAAAUUUUCUGGACGCGCUACUAGCUCGAUUUAUACAGACAAGACAAACACAAAUAACAAUAUUACUUCAUUGUCAUCACAUGAUAUUAGUACAACAGAAAUAUGUACAAGCAACAAUGAUAAUGAUACUGAUACUGAUACUGAUAUAUGUAAUACAUUCACUACAUCUUCAACAGACUGUAAUAGAAUGAAUAAUGUAUUCAGGAUUUAUAAAGAGCAGCAAAGUUAUGUAUCUAGACCCACAGUAGAGGAUGAAAGUUCAUUCAUAAAAGUUGCAGCCCCUAAUAAUAGAAACAAUCAUAUCAAGGGGGGAAUAACAAUUAACACUAAGGUAAAAAGUAAAGAUGGUGAUACAUUGGACAAAGUGGCUUCUCCAUGUCGUCAAACAACGAGGAAUAAUAUUCAAACGAGUAAAAUUUCACACAAGAAUAAAAAGAGAUUAAAAUCUCUAAGAAAUUUGUUUUCAAAAAUGCGGAAAACAGCAGAAAAGCCAUUUUGGAUAAUUGAUAAUUGCUUUUAA
This is a messenger RNA of Cokeromyces recurvatus, 834 nucleotides long. RefSeq lists its product as uncharacterized. The transcript has a single exon. Bases 1 to 834 code for a protein of 277 amino acids. The record is from RefSeq and is a predicted model, not a curated record. Lineage: Eukaryota; Fungi; Mucoromycota; Mucoromycetes; Mucorales; Mucoraceae.